Entelurus aequoreus (snake pipefish) is the source of this 823-nucleotide messenger RNA. It is a transcript of the gene nppcl2, whose product is annotated as natriuretic peptide C-like 2. Gene Ontology annotation, cellular component: extracellular region. NCBI's taxonomy places the organism in Eukaryota, Metazoa, Chordata, Actinopteri, Syngnathiformes, Syngnathidae. Gene Ontology annotation, molecular function: hormone receptor binding; hormone activity. Bases 204 to 569 code for a protein of 121 amino acids. The record is from RefSeq and is a predicted model, not a curated record. Gene Ontology annotation, biological process: receptor guanylyl cyclase signaling pathway; cGMP biosynthetic process. The transcript has 3 exons.
CCGACACAAACUUUGUCUUUGAGUAAUUAACUGGCCACAAGGCGCUCUGCUGCUGCACAAGCUGAUGCUAAGCUAACGCUCCGCCUGUCAAGAAUUCAGUGUGUAGUUAGCAGCACAUUCCAAGCCAUAAUAAAAGACAUCAACUCAACAGCCAAACACAACACAUAGCGUUACUCAGCUUCGGCCAAUUAUCCUCUUGCAAAAUGGACGCCUCAGCUUCUUCCGUGCUCACCCUUCUCGUCCUCAUCAUCCUCGCUAUCAUUGCUGAGUCUAGACCAUCGCCUCCACGAGAUGACACCAAGGUCAUGACCUCAAUGUUUGGCUCUCGGCUCUCCUCUCUCCUUGUGGCCCCGCCCCCCUCUGGGGACGCCACAGAGGGCCCAGCUGGAAUACCCGUCCCCUCCAUGGGAUUGACCAGGAGGCAGGAGUCUUCAUCACAGUUCCUCGUGGACUUCCUGCGGCAACAUUCCAAGAUAAGGAGGCGGAAUCGGAAGGCGAUGAUGGGAGGAAGAGGAUGCUUUGGUAUGAAAAUGGAUCGCAUUGGCUCCAUCAGUGGACUAGGUUGUUGACUUUUGUUUCACUUUUUAAUGACAGCUAGCCUCGUUUAAUAACGAGGGACAAAAGGUGUAUGCCUGUUCAAGACACAGGUACUUUUUCCUACCUCUGACCACUGAUCCCUGGCUAAAACACAGUCAGAAGAAAGUGUGAGUGUGUAAGUGUGUGCGUGUGUGUGUGAGGGACAAAGACAAGCAUGUAUGUAACAUGUGCUUACCUUGUUAGUAUGUUGACAAACUUCUUCAAAGAAAGAUGAUUGAUGAUUGCU